GUGGCGGAGGGGAAGCGGCGCCGCUGAGGGGCCCGAGCGGGACCGGGAUCGGGAAUUUGGGAUCGGGAAUUGGGAUCGGGAUCGAGAACCGCCAUCGGCAUCGGGAAGCGGCAGCGGCAGCCGGGGAGCGCCCCCCGCGCGCAGCUCCAGCCCUCCCCACCAUGGGGGACAUGAAAACCCCCGACUUCGACGACCUCCUGGCCGCCUUCGACAUCCCGGACAUCGACGCCAACGAAGCCAUCCACUCCCACCACGAGGAUCCCGACUCCCACAAACCCCAACCCAUCCCCGGCGAUCCCGGCGCCGCCGGCGCCGCCGAGCCCGUCCUGCCCCACCCCGACAUCUCCGCCGUCAGCGUCAUCGUCAAGAACACCGUGUGCCCCGAGCAGCUGGAUUCCCUGGAUUCCCGAGGCAAAGAUGGGCACCCCAGGCUGCUCCAGAACGGGUUUGGCGUUUCCGACGGCGCCCGGUCGCCGAACCCGCGCGGGGCGGAGGCGCCGGCCAACGGGGAGUGCUGGGGGAAGGAGAAGAACGCCAAGGCCUUGGAUCUGUUCUCGCAUUUCAGCCCCGACCCCAACGAGGACGGCGCCAACCUGAUCGACCGCUCGCGGGAGUGCAAAGCCAAGGAGAAAUCCUUGGCUGGGCCUUCCCUGGCGGCGUCCCCCACGCCAUCCUCCGUGGAUUGCAAGGAAUCCUUGGGAGAAACCGCGGAGGGUUUGGAUCCCGCUUGGGCUGGGGAUGGAUCCCACCCCGCUCCCCGCAUCAAGAAGGAGGAGUCGGACUCGGAGGAGGCUCCGGGCAGGAGCUGCAGCCCCAAGGGGUUGGUGCUGGAUCACCUCAAAUCCGUCACCGUGCGUUAUUCCGCCGAGGAUUCUCCGGCGGCGGCGCCGUGGCCGGGCUCGGAUCCCGCCGGCGACGCCGCGGCCGAGCUCAAGCGCUCGCCGGGGAGCCCUCGGGAAUCCUUCUCCUCUCCUGGCAUCCCCAUCCCUCCUUCUUCUUCCCCCAAACUCCUGAAGGAGGAGAUGCUGGAGAAAUCCCUGAGGAGCCCCCCAAGCGCUUCCAGCGGCGAGGAGGAGGAGGAGGAGGAAGAGGAGGAGGAGGAAAGCACCAACUCGCCGUCCUCCAGCUCCUCGCGGCCGCUCAAGGUGCGCAUCAAAACCAUCAAAACCUCCUGCGGCAGCAUCACCAGGACGGUCACCAGGGUGAGCUCGGACUCUGAGCCGCCCUCCACCAAAACCCCCGGCGAGCAGAACUCCCAGGAAACCCCGGAAUGUCCCGGCGUGGGCACUGAGACAACACCCAAGGAAAAAUCAGAUCUCUCCAGCCCUUCAAAAACCCCAGAAGGGCCCAAAAUCGUCAGCGUGCAGCUGGGCAACGGCACCAAGCUCAAGGGCACGGUGCUGCCCGUGGCCACCAUCCAGAGCGCCAGCAGCGCCAUGCUGAUCGCCGCCAGCGUGGCCCAGCAGAAAUCCGUGGUCCUCCCUGCCAAGAGCGGCAAAUCCGUGGCGAAAAACAUCCUGAACCUGGUGCCCCAACCCCUCCCCAAGAGCGACGGCCGCGCCAACGGCGCCGCCAAACCCAACGGCGCCGCGCCGCCCAAAGCCGCGCCCGGCGUGGCCGGCACCGUCAUCUCCCGCAGCCAAUCCAGCCUGGUGGAGGCCUUCAACAAAAUCCUCAACAGCAAGAACCUGCUGCCCACCUACAAACCCAACCUGAGCCCUCCCGCCGAGUCCAGCCUGGCGCUGCCGCCGCUGGGUUACCGCUGCCUGGAGUGCGGCGACGCCUUCGCGCUGGAGAAGAGCCUGGCGCGCCACUACGACCGGCGCAGCAUGCGCAUCGAGGUCACCUGCAACCACUGCACCAAGCGCCUGGUGUUCUUCAACAAGUGCAGCCUGCUGCUGCACGCCCGCGAGCACAAGGACAAGGGGCUGGUGAUGCAGUGCUCGCACCUGGUGAUGCGGCCCAUCGCGCUGGAGCAGAUGAUCGGCCAGCCCGACGUCACCCCGCUGGCCUCGCUGGCGCUGCCGGCCGGCAGGGUGGCGCAGGAGGCGGCGGGGCCGGCGCAGGAGGCGCCGGUGCUGCCGCUGGGCUCGGAGCAGAGCAGCUACAGCUGCUUCAGGUGUUUGGAGUGCAAGGAGCAGUGCAAGGACAAGGCGGGGCUGGCGGCGCAUUUUCAGCAGGUGGGGGUGGCCACCAGCAGCAGCAGCACGGUGUGCUCGGCGUGCCCCAUGAUCCUGUCGAACCGCUGCAGCUUCAGCGCGCACCAGCGCAUGCACCGCAGCCGCCCGCCCCACGUCUGCCCCGAGUGCGGCGGCAACUUCCUGCUGGCCAACUUCGAGGGGCACCUCAAGGACUCCUGCCUGCACUUCUCCCGCAGGGUGGGCUACAGGUGUCCCAGCUGCUCGGUGGUGUUCGGGGGAGUGAAUUCCAUCAAGUCCCACAUCCAGAGCUCGCACUGCGAGGUUUUCCACAAAUGUCCCAUCUGCCCCAUGGCCUUCAAAUCCGCCCCCAGCGCCCACGCCCACGUCUACACCCAGCACCCAGGCUUCAGCAACCAGCAGUCCAAGAUGAUCUACAAGUGUGCCAUGUGUGACACGGUGUUCACCCACAAGCCGCUGCUCUCGUCGCACUUCGACCAGCACCUGCUGCCCCAGCGCGUCAGCGUCUUCCGCUGCCCGCAGUGCCCGCUGCUCUUCGCCCAGAAACGCACCAUGCUCGAGCACCUCAAGAACUCCCACCAAGCCCCGAAAUCCAAGGACGACUCCUCCAAGAAAUCCCCGGCCCUGCUGACGCCCAAACCCGAACCCCUGGACCCUUCCCUGCCCAAAAACUCCGAGGAAUCCUCGAGCUCCUCGGAGGAGGAGGAGGAGCCCCCGAGCUCCCCCGAGCUCAGGAAGCCCAAACGGAGCCGAUUCCAGCGCAAAUCCGGGAGCAAAGCCAAGGGCGGCGGCUGGAGCUGCGGCGUCUGCCACUCGUGGUUCCCCGAGAGGGACGAGUACGUGGCGCACAUGAAGAAGGAGCACGGAAAGUCAGUGAAGAAGUUCCCGUGCCACCUGUGCGAGCGCUCCUUCUGCUCGGCGCCGAGCCUGCGGCGCCACGUCCGCGUCAACCACGAGGGCAUCAAACGGGUCUAUCCCUGCAGGUACUGCACAGAGGGCAAGAGGACGUUCAGCAGCCGCCUGAUCCUGGAGAAACACAUCCAGGUGCGCCACGGCCUCAAGGGCACCGACCCCGCGCGCAGCCAGGAGGUGCUGACGGCCCGGGGACCCGGCCAGGCUGCGAGCCGCAAGCGCCGCCUCUCCUCGGACGACUCCUGCAGCGAGGAGCCCGACAGCACCACCCCGCCCUCGCAGUCGGCGCCGUUCCGCUGCAGGAAAUGCGGCUUCCAGGCUGCCACGCGCGCGGAAUUCCAGGCGCAUCUCCCGCAGCACCGCGACCGCGGUGGCACCAACGCAGCGCAGCAAUGCCGCGAUUGCGGGCUGUGCUUCGCCUCGCCCGGCUCGCUCGGCCGCCACCGCUUCAUCUCGCACAAAAAGCGCAGAGGGGCCGAGGAGGGCGCGGGAGCCGGGGGGGAUCCGGGCGGGAAUGGCGCGGCGGAGCCGGGAACGGGAACGGGAACGGGAACGGGAGGGGAAGGGGGAGGAUCCAGGCUGGAGUGCAAAGUGUGCGGGAGGGGAUUCGAGAGCCAGCUCAACCUGAAAACGCAUUUCAGGACGCACGGGAUGGCGUUCAUCCGCGCCCGGCAGGGCAACGAGGAGAACUGAGAAAUCCCUGGAAUGAUUGGGAAUUCUGGGAAUUCUGGGAAUUCUGGGAAUGGCGUUCAUCCGCGCCCGGCAGGGCAACGAGGAGAACUGAGAGUUCUAGAGAGUUCCUGGGAUUCUGGGAAUUCUGGGAAUGGCUUCAUCAGGGCCCGGCAGGGGAAUGAGGAGAACUGAGAAUUAUUCCUGGGAUUCUGGGAAUUCUGGGAAUGGCUUCAUCCAGGGCAGGCUGAGGAGAACUGAGGGUUCCCAGGGAAUUCUGGGAAUUCAGGAAUUCUGGAAAUGGCUUCAUCCGCGCCCGGCAGGGCAACGAGGAGAACUGAGAGUUCUAGAGAAUUCCUGGGGAUUCUGGGAAUUCUGGGAAUGGUGUUCAUCCGUGCCCGGCAGGGCAACGAGGAAAACUGAGAGUUCUAGAGAAUUCCAGGGAUUCCGCAAAAAUCUGGGAAUGGUGUUCAUCCGCGCCCAGCAGGGCAACGAGGAGAACUGAGGGUUCCAGAGAAUUCCAGGGAUUGGGAAUUCUGGGAAUGGCUUCAUCAGGGCCCAGCAGGGGAAUGAGAACUGAGAGUUCCAGGGAAUUCCUAAAAAAUCUGGGAAUUCUGGGAAUUCUGGGAAUGGUGUUCAUCCGCGCCAGGCAGGGCAACGAGCAGAACUGAGAAUUCUAGAGAGUUCCUGGGAUUCUGGGAAUUCUGGGAAUCUGGGAAUUCUGGGAAUGGUGUUCAUCUGGGCCAGGCAGGGGAACAAGGAGAAUUGAGAAUUAUUCCUGGGAAUUCUGGGAAUUUUGGAAAUCUGGGAAUGGUGUUCAUCCAGGCCAGACAGGGGAAUGAGGAGAACUGAGGGUUAUUCCUGGGAAUUCCCAAAAAAUCUGGGAAUUCUGGGAUUCCUAAAAAUCUGGGAAUUCAGGAAAUCUGGGCCUGGCAGAGGAAUGAGGAGAACUGAGAGUUCCAGGGAUUGGGAAUUCCCAAAAAUCUGGGAAUGGCUUCAUCCAGGCCUGGCAGGGGAAUGAUGAGAACUGAGGGUUCCAGAGAGUUCUGGAAUUCUGGGAAUUCAGGAAACCUGGGAAUGGUGUUCAUCCGCGCCCGGCAGGGCAACGAGGAGAACUGAGAGUUCUAGAGAGUUCCUGGGAUUCUGGGAAUUCUGGGAAUGGCUUCAUCAGGGCCAGGCAGGGGAAUGAGGAGAACUGAGAAUUCCAGGGAAUUCUGGGAAUUCUGGGAAUGAGAAUUACCAAAAUCCUGGGAAUGGCGUUCAUCCGCACCCGGCAGGGGAAUGAGGAGAACUGAAAAUUCCUGGGAAUUCUGGAAUUCUGGGAAUGGCUUCAUCCGGACCUGGCAGGGGAAUGAGGAGAACUGAGGGUUCUAGAGAGUUCCUGGGAAUUCUGGGAAUUUUGGAAAUCUGGGAAUGGCUUCAUCCAGGGCAGGCUGAGGAGAACUGAGAGUUCCAGGGAUUGGGAAUUCUGGGAAUGGCUUCAUCCAGGGCAGGCUGAGGAGAACUGAGAUUCCAGGGAUUGGGAAUUCUGGAAUUCAAGAAAUCUGGGAAUUCUGGGAUUGAUGUUCAUCCGGGCCAGGCAGGGCAACGAGGAGAACUGAGAGUUCUAGAGAAUUCUGGGAAUGGCUUCAUCCAGGGCAGGCUGAGGAGAACUGAGAGUUCCAGAGAAUUCUAGGAAUCUGGGAAUUCUGGGAAUUCGGGGAAUGGCGUUCAUCCGCGCCCGGCAGGGCAACGAGGAGAACUGAGAGUUCUAGAGAGUUCUGGGAAUUCUGGGAAUUCUGGGAUUGGCGUUCAUCCGCACCCGGCAGGGCAAUGAGGAGAACUGAGAGUUCCAGGGAUUGGGAAUUCCCAAAAAUCUGGGAUUGGUGUUCAUCCAGGCCUGGCAGAGGAAUGAGGAGAACUGAGGAUUCCUGGAUUCUGGGAAUUCUGGGAUUCUGGGAAUGGAUUCAUCUGGACCAGGCAGGGCAACGAGGAGAACUGAGAAUUAUUCCUGGGAUUCUGGGAAUUCCCAAAAAUCUGGGAAUGGCUUCAUCCAGAGCAAGCUGAGGAGAACUGAGAGUUCCAGAGAAUUCUGGGAAUGGCGUUCAUCCGCGCCCGGCAGGGCAAUGAGGAGAAUUGAGAGUUCUAGAGAGUUCCAGGGAUUGGGAAUUCCUAAAAAUCUGGGAAUUCUGGGAAUGGUGUUCAUCCGCGCCAGGCAGGGGAAUGAGGAGAACUGAGAUUCCUGGGAAUUCGCGAAAAUCUGGGAAUUCUGGGAUUCCCAAAAAUCUUGGAAUGGUGUUCAUCAGGGCCAGGCAGGGGAAUGAGGAGAACUGAGGGUUCUAGAGAGUUCUGGGAUUCUGGGAAUUCUGGGAAUGGCGUUCAUCCGCGCCCGGCAGGGAAACGAGGAGAACUGAGAAUUUCUGGGAUUCUGGGAAUUCUGGGAAUGGUGUUUAUCUGGGCCAGGCAGGGGAAUGAGGAGAAUUGAGAAUUAUUCCUGGGAAUUCUGGGAAUCUGGGAAUGGCUUCAUCAGGGCCAGGCAGGGGAAUGAGGAGAACUGAGGGUUCUAGAGAAUUCUGGGAUUCUGGGAAUUCUGGGAAUGGCGUUCAUCCGCGCCCGGCAGGGCAACGAGGAGAACUGAGGGUUCUAGAGAAUUCCAGGGAUUGGGAAUUCUGGGAAUGGCUUCAUCAGGGCCAGGCAGGGGCUGAGAAGAACUGAGAAUUCC
Catharus ustulatus (Swainson's thrush) is the source of this 6441-nucleotide messenger RNA. It is a transcript of the gene ZNF687, whose product is annotated as zinc finger protein 687. The coding region runs from base 162 to 3764 and encodes 1200 amino acids. Lineage: Eukaryota; Metazoa; Chordata; Aves; Passeriformes; Turdidae. The transcript has 9 exons. The record is from RefSeq and is a predicted model, not a curated record.